Molecule: messenger RNA, 6496 nt
Organism: Schistosoma haematobium
Lineage: Eukaryota; Metazoa; Platyhelminthes; Trematoda; Strigeidida; Schistosomatidae
Product: Cytoplasmic dynein 1 light intermediate chain 2
Exons: 11
Coding region: 1703-3532 (609 amino acids)
Biological process (GO): microtubule cytoskeleton organization; microtubule-based movement
Cellular component (GO): cytoplasmic dynein complex; centrosome
Molecular function (GO): dynein heavy chain binding
Source: RefSeq, a predicted model, not a curated record
CUGGAAACUACUAUUAUCACAUCAUUUUAACGUUACGAAUGUUUGCUCAUGACAUUCGGUUAAGAAAUCCGUAUAACAAUUUACAUAUCCGUUAAUGAUAUAUUCAAAGUAACCAACCUAAAGAUGUGUUUGAAUUUUGACUAGACCUUAACUACUAAUAUCUUUUAUAAUCUAAACGUGCUAACCCAGUGAGAUCGAAAGUCAGAAGCGAAGAGGGCCGAAUAUACAGUUGUUAGGAUAUCGAUAUAUCGAGAAGUGAUUGAUCUAAGCUGGCUAGCGGCUGUAGAAGUGAAGCACGGUGUACCCAAGCGCCUCCAUGUAGGUGAGUCUAUUAAAGCUGACGUAGUCAAAAGUCGAAGCCUUACAGAUCUAUUGAUUUCGAUUAUUUAUUUACCGCUAAAAAAAUUAACUACGAUGAGUUGAAAAUUAAUUGCUGUUUUCUAAUACUUGGAAUCGAUAACUGUCAGGUCGAGUACAUCCAAUGCACUGGUUAGUUUACAUCGUAGAUUAACACUUAAUUACAUGUCCUUAAUGAGACUCUUGUCUGACCAAAUUUGUGGGAGCUCAUGAACAACCAAACUGGAUGAAAUGGCUUAGACACCGCUCAAUACAAUGAAACACAAUGUUACCACGUCAAUUGUACUUGAACACCCAGAUUACAGAGUAUCGAUUGUAACUGAUAUGGACGCACGCUUAAUUGAACGACAACCUACCACUCACACGAUGAGGGUUUGUUAUAAUAAUUUAGUCGACUGCUAGAAAUUUUAUUUUUAGCUAAAAACGUACCUCAAUGAACAAAAAUUUUAGAUCGACAGGUAUUUAGAUGUGAUUCGACAGGAUUGUUCAGUACUUUUGUUAAGUGUUAAAAAUUACGAAUUGUUUGACUUUUAUGAUGAAGGACGACUUGUCUAGGUUACUAGCUGCAACCAUACAAAUUUAUACUAAUUUAUCGUGUUGCCACCUGGUCGACAACACUAAAUAUGUGUGAAAAAGUUUCAAUUAGAGAAACAGAAACGGCAAAACGUCUUUGGUCUAGCCUUCUAGAUGAAGUAACAAACAAAGCUAAAGUUGGUCUGUCGGACUCCAAAAAUCUUGUCGUAUUUGGUGACGAUCAGUGCGGAAAAUCAACUUUGAUUUGUCGGCUUCAAGGCAAUGAAGACAAGCGGGAAGGAUUUGGUCUGGAAUAUGAUAUAAUCGAGGUGAAAGAUGAAGUUAAAGAUGUUUCCGCAAACCUGAGCGUCUCCGUUAUAGAUGGAAACCCUAUUCAAAGCUAUCUGUUAAAAUAUGUGAUGACCGAGGACUCGUUCAACGACCAAAUGGCUAUUAUAGUCGUCAGCAUAAAUGAACCUUGGAAAAUAAUUGAAGCUUUGGAAAAAUGGGCAGAAAUACUUAAUAAACACAUUAAUAAACUAAAACUGUCAAAAGAAAUGAUAAAAGCUUGCAAAUCAAGGAAUUCAUAUUUCUGUACUGAAGACAGAUGGUCUACAGCUUAUUCAGUUCUUUAACAGCAUGCUUCUGAGAGUUUCUGAUCUUCUUUCGAAUGAGUCAAUUGAAGGGGCGGACACCACUUUUUAGGAUAACGGAGUCAGAAAAUUCAUGACUCGUUGUGAAAACCUUUUCAAAAGAAUUUUAUGGCUACGCUGAGCCAGAAGCGUCAACAAAUGAUAUUAUUAAUCCAGUAAAUUUAGCUUCACUGUCCACUAUGUAUGCAACAUCUCAAGAAACUACCCCUCAGUUAUCAUUUUUAAAUGAUAAUGAGUCGUUUAUUGAAGAAAUGUACGAGGAUAAUGUAUUAAAUAACAAUCUUGGUGUACCGUUAAUCGUUGUUGUAACAAAGACGGACUUAAUGAAGAUAAUGAUCAAAGAAAAUCAAUAUUCAGAAGAACAUUUUGAUUUUAUACAAAUGCAUAUACGACGAUUUUGUCUUUCGUAUGGAGCAGCAUUAUUUUAUGUGUCAGUGAAAGAAGAUAAAAACUGUGAUUUACUAAAUCGUUACAUUCGGCAUCGUAUUUAUGGGUUUCCUUUUAGUCAAAGUGCAUAUAUAGUAGAAGGAGAUUGUAUUUUCAUUCCAGCAGGUUGGGAUAAUCAUAAAAAGAUUAAUAUCCUAGGUGAAAAUUUAACAAAAAUCAAUGCACAGCAUCCUUUUUCUACUGUUAUCCCAAGACCAGUACCACGUAAAGCAAUUCACAAAGAACCAGAGAUAAUGGCCAUUGAUGAACAGGCUUUUCUCCUUCGACUUUCAACAAUCAAAGAAAACGAGAACAUAGAUCCUAACAUGCUAAAAGAAUUCUUAGGCUCUGGGGGUUUACCGUCCAAUUCAAAACAGCCUGCAAAUAGUUUUAAAAUUGGAUCAGGUGCUAAAACCAUGGAUGAUAACAGUCGUUUACCGAUCAGUCCAACCCCUAUAUUUCGUACAAAAAUUUCUCCAGUAGGUCCAACAAAUAAUCUAACUAGCACUCCUUCUAUACAAGGUACUUCAGAUGGCGUACUAGCUGAUUUCUUUUCAAAUCUGCUUAAAAAGCGACCAGUUGUAAAUAACACUACUGGAGAAACGUCUACUGAGCCUCAGCUUCAACGUACAUCACUAUCAUCAGACCAAAAAGACAAACAACAAGACAACAUGGAUACAAGUGUAAAAUGUUCAAGGAACAGCACAGAUCAAGAUGGGGAAAAACUUUUCACUAUUGGGAUUACAGAAAAACACACAGAGUACGCGAAAGUGGAAACAGAUUUUAACGACAUUACCAAACAAAACGAAUACACGGAGACUGAUCAUGAAAAAGUGAAAAACGAGAGUGACGAGACAACAAAUAAUGCGUCAGGAAAACUAGAAAAAGAUGAACCUCAACAGAAGCAACAAUAUGAGAUAACAAACGGAAAAAAAACAAAAACAAUGGGAGAAAAUAAUGGACGCGAAGAGUCCGAAAAAUUAGUAAGGUACAAUGAAAAUAUACAGUCAAAAAGUGAAAAUACAAACAGCGAGUUACACGAGACGAGUAAUCAGGAUCUCCAAAAUCAAAACAAAACUCCCACUGAACUCAGAGAAAAAAUUGGUGAAGUGGAUAGUUCACAAAAAUUCGACGCUCCUUUGGUCGCCUGUAUGAAUGCGUCGAAGGCACACUUAGAUCCAAUGACUGAUCAACCACCUGUUGUCGAGUUGUCACAAACAUCAGAUAAUCUGACUGACCACAUUGACACAGAGCAUCUAAACAACCAACUCCACACCUCUCCUGACAACACAAAUCCCACUGACCUCAACGACGAAAUCAAUGAAGUGGACAGUGCACCGAACUCCCAGUCGACAAUUGUUCCGAGUCACAUAUCUCCAUUGUUAGGACACACCUCGGAAACCAGUAUCACUACAAUUCGCAGUGACACGAUGACUGAAGGUCGUUCUGACGAGAAUCACGAACUACCUGAGACUAGUCAUCAGGACCUCCAAAAUCAAAACAAAACUCCCACUGAACUCAGAGAAAAAUUGGUGAAGUGGAUAGUUCACAAAAAUUCGACGCUCCUUUGGUCGCCUGUAUGAAUGCGUCGAAGGCACACUUAGAUCCAAUGACUGAUCAACCACCUGUUGUCGAGUUGUCACAAACAUCAGAUAAUCUGACUGACCACAUUGACACAGAGCAUCUAAACAACCAACUCCACACCUCUCCUGACAACACAAAUCCCACUGAUCUCAACGACGAAAUCAAUGAAGUGGACAGUGCACCGAACUCCGAGUCGACAAUUGUUCCGGGUCACAUAUCUCCAUUGUUAGGACACACCUCGGAAACCAGUAUCACUACAAUUCGCAGUGACACGAUGACUGAAGGUCGUUCUGACGAGAAUCACGAACUACCUGAGACUAGUCAUCAGGACCUCCAAAAUCAAAACAAAACUCCCACUGAACUCAGAGAAAAAUUGGUGAAGUGGAUAGUUCACAAAAAUUCGACGCUCCUUUGGUCGCCUGUAUGAAUGCGUCGAAGGCACACUUAGAUCCAAUGACUGAUCAACCACCUGUUGUCGAGUUGUCACAAACAUCAGAUAAUCUGACUGACCACAUUGACACAGAGCAUCUAAACAACCAACUCCACACCUCUCCUGACAACACAAAUCCCACUGACCUCAACGACGAAAUCAAUGAAGUGGACAGUGCACCGAACUCCCAGUCGACAAUUGUUCCGAGUCACAUAUCUCCAUUGUUAGGACACACCUCGGAAACCAGUAUCACUACAAUUCGCAGUGACACGAUGACUGAAGGUCGUUCUGACGAGAAUCACGAACUACCUGAGACUAGUCAUCAGGACCUCCAAAAUCAAAACAAAACUCCCACUGAACUCAGAGAAAAAAUUGGUGAAGUGGAUAGUUCACAAAAAUUCGACGCUCCUUUGGUCGCCUGUAUGAAUGCGUCGAAGGCACACUUAGAUCCAAUGACUGAUCAACCACCUGUUGUCGAGUUGUCACAAACAUCAGAUAAUCUGACUGACCACAUUGACACAGAGCAUCUAAACAACCAACUCCACACCUCUCCUGACAACACAAAUCCCACUGAUCUCAACGACGAAAUCAAUGAAGUGGACAGUGCACCGAACUCCGAGUCGACAAUUGUUCCGGGUCACAUAUCUCCAUUGUUAGGACACACCUCGGAAACCAGUAUCACUACAAUUCGCAGUGACACGAUGACUGAAGGUCGUUCUGACGAGAAUCACGAACUACCUGAGACUAGUCAUCAGGACCUCCAAAAUCAAAACAAAACUCCCACUGAACUCAGAGAAAAAUUGGUGAAGUGGAUAGUUCACAAAAAUUCGACGCUCCUUUGGUCGCCUGUAUGAAUGCGUCGAAGGCACACUUAGAUCCAAUGACUGAUCAACCACCUGUUGUCGAGUUGUCACAAACAUCAGAUAAUCUGACUGACCACAUUGACACAGAGCAUCUAAACAACCAACUCCACACCUCUCCUGACAACACAAAUCCCACUGACCUCAACGACGAAAUCAAUGAAGUGGACAGUGCACCGAACUCCCAGUCGACAAUUGUUCCGAGUCACAUAUCUCCAUUGUUAGGACACACCUCGGAAACCAGUAUCACUACAAUUCGCAGUGACACGAUGACUGAAGGUCGUUCUGACGAGAAUCACGAACUACCUGAGACUAGUCAUCAGGACCUCCAAAAUCAAAACAAAACUCCCACUGAACUCAGAGAAAAAAUUGGUGAAGUGGAUAGUUCACAAAAAUUCGACGCUCCUUUGGUCGCCUGUAUGAAUGCGUCGAAGGCACACUUAGAUCCAAUGACUGAUCAACCACCUGUUGUCGAGUUGUCACAAACAUCAGAUAAUCUGACUGACCACAUUGACACAGAGCAUCUAAACAACCAACUCCACACCUCUCCUGACAACACAAAUCCCACUGACCUCAACGACGAAAUCAAUGAAGUGGACAGUGCACCGAACUCCCAGUCGACAAUUGUUCCGAGUCACAUAUCUCCAUUGUUAGGACACACCUCGGAAACCAGUAUCACUACAAUUCGCAGUGACACGAUGACUGAAGGUCGUUCUGACGAGAAUCACGAACUACCUGAGACUAGUCAUCAGGACCUCCAAAAUCAAAACAAAACUCCCACUGAACUCAGAGAAAAAAUUGGUGAAGUGGAUAGUUCACAAAAAUUCGACGCUCCUUUGGUCGCCUGUAUGAAUGCGUCGAAGGCACACUUAGAUCCAAUGACUGAUCAACCACCUGUUGUCGAGUUGUCACAAACAUCAGAUAAUCUGACUGACCACAUUGACACAGAGCAUCUAAACAACCAACUCCACACCUCUCCUGACAACACAAAUCCCACUGAUCUCAACGACGAAAUCAAUGAAGUGGACAGUGCACCGAACUCCCAGUCGACAAUUGUUCCGAGUCACAUAUCUCCAUUGUUAGGAACUACUUCAGACAUGUUAAUCAGUUUAUUACCUGAUACUAAUACCUCGUACGUUGGUCUUUCCGCCAUUCUAGCUAACGAAUGUAAUGUGGCUGUUUUACCUGAUAUGGCUAUAUCGGGAUCUGAUUCUACAUCCAUUGUUCUUGCUGAUGCAGGAUAUUCCGAAAAGAUAUCGUCAAAUGAUAAUUCGAUUUUGUCUGAGGAUUGUUCGAAAACUGUUACUUCACCGAUAAAUGAAGAAACUACAUCUCGUGCUCCUUCAGUGAUCAAUUCACCACUCUCCAUUCAAAAGUCCCUAGAACGUAUAAAAGUUCAUUCGCGUUUGAAACCGUCGUCUUAUACGAACACCACAAUUCAGAAGAACAAAUCUUUACCGCCAAGCCCUAAACUAUUACGAAAACCAACAGUUAAACAACACAUAAGUGGUUCACAAAGGUCACCUACAGUGACUGGACCGAAUUUUGGACAGACAAAUAUUUUAACGAAUACUAAAACAAAGUAUGCAAUUUCAACAAGUGCGAAUGCAUCACCUAAUCUUAUCAGAAAACCAUUAUCGUCCUUGUCAAAGAACACUGAUAGUAAAAAGUAG